Radiomyces spectabilis is the source of this 1367-nucleotide messenger RNA. RefSeq lists its product as uncharacterized. The transcript is spliced from 7 exons. The coding region runs from base 241 to 1167 and encodes 308 amino acids. Lineage: Eukaryota; Fungi; Mucoromycota; Mucoromycetes; Mucorales; Radiomycetaceae. The record is from RefSeq and is a predicted model, not a curated record.
CAACGGUUGGAAAUCAGGCCUUUUUUUUCCUUUUUCUUUCGCUUCUGUAUCUCAAUUCAUCUUUUUCCUUCUAAUUUUUUUUAGUUUGCUGGCUGUGUUUUUUUUUCCACCUCAGAUUCUUUAAUUUUGCUGGUGUUUGUUACUUUUUUUUUUUAUUUCAUCCUAAAAUCUCUUUGGGUUGGUUUUCCAUCUUUUCAUAUCUCGGGUAUCCAAGGCGUCGAUAGCGGUCGAUCACAUAUCAUGGAGCAAGCAGUGCUAAGUUGGUGGCAUGUCUUGGAAGCGUCGACAUUCGUAUUCAUUGCAGCGGCUAUCAGCAUGAUGCUCGGGAUGCGAAUCGAACUUUCUCUAAUCAUCUCUGGUUUACGAUGCGUAGUGCAAUUAUCGUUGAUGGGAUAUGUAUUGGACGAUGUUUUGCAGGCCGACAAUGUGGGGGUGGUGAUGUUAAUGACGCUGGUGCUGGUUGUCUUGGGCACGUAUGAAAUGGUGUUUAACCGAACCAAAAAGACCUUCAAGGGCAUGUUCCCCUUGAUGUUUGUCAUUCUGUUCAUUAGCAAUUGUUUUGUGGGUUAUCUAGGCUCAGCUUUUGCGUUGAUGGAAAAACCGUUUUGGACGCCCGUGAAAUUUAUUCCGAUUAUCGGUAUGCUUUUAGGCAAUUCCAUGAGCAGCAUUGCCAUGGCCACCGAGACUUGCCUUGAUCAUGUGAGUACCCAUGCUCCUCUUUUAGAAACCCGGUUAGCGUACGGUGCUACGCGGUACGAGGCGACGCUGCCCCUGGCUGUGGACUCUAUCCGCAUGUCGUUGCUACCUAUUAUCACCCAACUCAGUGUGAUGGGCAUGAUCAACAUUCCCGGUAUGAUGACGGGUCAACUUAUGGCCGGCACGCCCAUGAUGCAAGCCGUCAUUUAUCAGCAAGUUAUCAUGUUCAUGGUCGCGGCCAGCAGUGUAUUUGGUGUGGUGAUGGCAGUGGUUGCUUGUAUGAUGAUUUUGGUGGAUAAGCAACAAAUUUUACGAGACGAUCGAAUUCUGGACAAUAAGCCUAUUAUCCGAUCCGCUUCGGUCGUCAAACUCGCCAGUAAAAUUCAACAUUUGAGUUGCUACUCCUGUUUCAGCCGCCGUCGCCACCACGACUCUAGUCACGGUAACUACGAGGUGGUAGAAAUGAAAUGAAAAACCUCGGUUUCACAUAUUCAUCCCUUUGCAUAUUUUGCGUAUCUCAUUUGUAUGAUUCCCCGUUUUUGCUUGUACUUAUAUAGACACUGUUACAUAUCCUAUUCUUGUUGCCAUUAUUUUAUACCUUUUUGUAUUUCUGUUGUUUAUCGUCCUGAUUAAAAAAAAUACAGACUUUGAUACAGUAUACUCGUACCUAC